Messenger RNA from Paracoccidioides brasiliensis Pb18, 1425 nucleotides. Its product is annotated as chitobiosyldiphosphodolichol beta-1,4 mannosyltransferase. Gene Ontology annotation, molecular function: mannosyltransferase activity. The transcript has 3 exons. The coding region runs from base 1 to 1425 and encodes 474 amino acids. Gene Ontology annotation, cellular component: endoplasmic reticulum. The record is from RefSeq and is a predicted model, not a curated record.
AUGUUGACAGCAAUUGGCGCGGGAGCGUUGUUCUUCACAACUCUGGUUAUAUCGACCUUGCUAUUAAUUUUGCCCUCUCGUUAUGAGCGGAACCAGCCAACGAGUCGAAACCCCCCCUCAGAUUCCAAUCAACGCAUUCGGAACCCUACUUCAUCAGUCCAGAUCGUGGUGCUUGGAGAUAUUGGUCGCAGCCCACGAAUGCAAUAUCAUGCCCUGAGUAUUGCGAAUCAUAAUUGCGAUGUCUCUCUUAUUGGAUAUACAAGUUCGGCUGUCCACCCUGACUUGGUGAAAAAUCCUCGAGUGGCUAUUGUGCCUUUAGCUUCACCUCCAAAUUUUCUCAGAACUAGCAAUAGAUACCUUUUUCCAGUUCUUGCUGCUCUGAAGCUGUUGCAUCAGACAUGGUGCUUAUGGCUUGCCGUGGCAUAUCGGUCAAAACCUGCGCAAUGGAUGCUAGUCCAGAAUCCACCUGCGGCUCCCACCCUUGUGAUAGCACACCUUGUGUGCAAACUUCGCAACAGCUGCCUGAUCAUUGAUUGGCAUAAUUUUGGAUACUCCAUCCUGGCGUUAAAACUGGGUAAAGGCCACCCGAUGGUGAAGAUUAAUAAGUCCCAUGAGGCCUCGUUUGGUCGCCUCUCUGCGGCGAACUUUUGCGUCAGUAAGGCGAUGGCGCGACAAUUACGUGAUGAUUUAAAAAUAAAAGCACCCAUUCUUGUGUUGCAUGAUCGGCCUCCUGCCCUCUUCCAACCCUUUCAGAACGAUGAUAAAAAGUAUGCCUUCCUCUCGUCUCUCCCAGAGACAUCAGAAUUUGUCCGUGAUAUGAGGAAUGGGGCAUGUCGCCUUCUCGUGAGCUCGACUUCAUGGACACCGGACGAAGAUUUCUCGAUUUUAAUCGACGCUUUAUGUCGCUACUCAGCUAUAUCCUCCACGGUGAAUUAUGACCUGCCACGGCUGGGAGUCAUAAUAACCGGCAAGGGACCGCAGCGUGAUAUGUACCUUUCGAGAGUUGCGAACUUGAUGGCCGAAGACAAACUUAAUAAAGUGGUAAUUAAAUCAGCAUGGCUAAGUUUGCAAGAUUACGCCCAGCUUCUCGCAAGUGCGUCUCUUGGUGUGUGUUUGCACACCAGCACCAGCGGCGUUGAUUUGCCCAUGAAGGUUGUGGACAUGUUUGGAGCUGGGCUCCCGGUUGUUGGCUGGAGUCGAUACGAGUCAUGGCCAGAACUGGUAACGGAAGGCAUAAAUGGCCUUGGGUUUGGGAGUCCCGAUGAACUCCUCGCUCACCUUCUGGAUCUCUUUGGCGAUGAUGGCAAGAAACUAGCAGUACUUCGCCAAGGUGCGCUCCAGGAAAGCAAACGGCGAUGGGAUGACGAGUGGGAUGCGGUUGCUGGAAAACUAUUUGACUUGGAUUCCCUUCCAAAUGAUAAAUAA